This is a messenger RNA of Mytilus californianus (California mussel), 1518 nucleotides long. RefSeq names its product lachesin-like. Bases 262 to 1404 code for a protein of 380 amino acids. The transcript is spliced from 7 exons. Gene Ontology annotation, cellular component: neuron projection. The record is from RefSeq and is a predicted model, not a curated record. NCBI's taxonomy places the organism in Eukaryota, Metazoa, Mollusca, Bivalvia, Mytilida, Mytilidae.
GAGUGCACCUGCUACCAGGCAAGACUAUUGUACAGUAUGUUAGCCGGGAGCGUUUCCAAUACAUUUACUAUGUAGUUUUACACUAUUCUGUUACGUAACUGUACUUUAAGUAAUUAGAAUGAUUCAUGAGUGGGUUAUUGACUUGGUUUUGGGAUAACCGGAACGCAUAACCAAUAGGAAUAGAACCAAAUGUUGUUUACGUGUUACAUGAAACAGGAUAUAAGUUGAGAUCGAAGUUUAUAACUGAAGAGUUGACAAAAGAUGACAAAUGUGCUCUCUAUCGUCGUUUUUUCAUCAAUGUUGUGUAUAGUUUUUGCUGUAAGACCAGAAAUAGUGGAUGAUAUUUUACCAGAGGUGAAAAAACAAGGUCAAACAGCAUACCUGAAUUGUUCUGUCAUAAAUUUACAGUCUCCAGCACAGUUGCAAUGGAUUAAACAGAUCACACCAUCUGGUCUCCCUGGAUACAUAUCCUCUGAUGAAACUGUUCGUGUUGAUUAUGUUGUUGAAGGAAGAAGGAAAUAUGAUGUGGUGAAAUACAGAUCAAACAAUCGUGAAAUGUACCAACUGAUUAUACGAUCAUUAACGGAGACUGAUGCAGGGAAUUAUACAUGUCAGAUCUAUCUUCCAAAUCAGAAUUACAAGGAAUGGCCUCAAAAGUUGGGGGAAUUAACUGUGCAAAUCGCUCCUACUAUAAAAGGUACCAGUGCUCUCAGAAUAACUGUCCAGGAAGGACAAAAUAUCACACUGAAUUGUGACGCUAAUGGAAUUCCUGCACCAAAUAUUACAUGGAAAAGGGGAGAUGGAUUCCCACUGCCUAAUGGUGGAUUCCAGCAAAGGGUAAGGGAAAACAAAAGAUAUUUGCUUCUCAAGCCAGCUGCAGUAACUGUUUUUGACAAGGGUGGUAUUUACAAUGUUUACCAAAUAAAUGCUAUAGAUCGUGGACAGUUUAUUUGCAUCGCUGAUAACAAUGUUAAACCACCAGCAUCCUAUACAGUACAGCUUGAAGUCAGAUUUUCUCCUUACUGUACAGCUGUCCAGGAUACCGUGGGUCAGGCACAGAAUAGGAGGUUUCAUGCAAAAUUAGAGUGCUUAGUAGCUGCUAAUCCUAGAGCUGAAGUUAUAUGGUACAAAGAAUACAAAUCAACGCAAGAAAAAGAACAAAUUCAGGACAAUGACAAAUACAUAUUAGAACAACAAGAUGAUCAGAGAUUGAAAGUUAAUGAGAAAUGGUACACUCUUUCAAUAAAAAAUGUAGAAGCAAAUGAUUAUGGAGAUUAUUAUUGUACAGGGAAAAAUGAGUAUGGAGAAAAUCAAGCUAAAUUUAAACUUUUUGAAACUGAGGAAUGCCGAGGACAAAAAUGUCCAUCUGUUGGAGCUGGGAAAAUUCCUAUUAAGUUUCCAUGAGAUUUAGUUGUAUCUGUCAAUUCUCAUCGAGAUGUAUUUAAAGAUUGUGAAUGAGAUUGUUCCAAUUUAUAUGAAAUCAGUUAACAUUAUAAAAUAAAAUUUGUAAAAUUUAAA